AACAAACUGCAUCGGAUAAUGGUUCUGAAAGCGUGAGCAGCAUGUCUGCAUUAGCUGCAGCAGGUGUGAAUCCGAAGGUAAUGUUACUUUCCAAAGCGGGCGUAAAACUGGUGUCGUAUUCUAGUAGAAGGAAGAGUGGGCGUGCUUGUGGUUGUGCCUCCUCGGUUACGGUGGUUGGAGAUAGUGGGGAGCAGCACGAGCCGCAGACAAAAUUUGCGCACGGUGACGGUAUUAAUGAGAAGCAGACUGACGUUGAUGCUCAUGUGGAAAACAAGAUAGAGAAGGCAGAAGUAAGUGAAGAUGUCACGAGGCCUGAUCAAGAGGUGGUAGAUCAAACAGGGGAAGCCAAAGCCGAAGAGAAAGCGGAGGGGGGACAAGUACUAAAGGAGCAAAGUCAAUCUAUUCUGGCUGGUAAUGCCAUCACUGAGGCGAUGCCACCCAGACCCAAUACCGGAGUAGACGCUGAAGGCUCAGAAGCCACGCUGGAAGAUAUACUUCUGGCGUCGGGAAGACCCCU
Messenger RNA from Amoebophrya sp. A25, 517 nucleotides. The record is from the annotation of a GenBank genome assembly. NCBI's taxonomy places the organism in Eukaryota, Dinophyceae, Syndiniales, Amoebophryaceae.